This is a messenger RNA of Rhinocladiella mackenziei CBS 650.93, 2646 nucleotides long. RefSeq lists its product as uncharacterized. The coding region runs from base 1 to 2646 and encodes 881 amino acids. The transcript has 2 exons. The record is from RefSeq and is a predicted model, not a curated record. NCBI's taxonomy places the organism in Eukaryota, Fungi, Ascomycota, Eurotiomycetes, Chaetothyriales, Herpotrichiellaceae.
AUGGAUGCUCGACUCACGGUUGUUCACUUGUCUACCAUUAAUCAGCCUCGCAGGUUUCCGCCAGCUCAAGUUCAAAUAGAAAGCAAGCUGGGUGGUCUAGUCCUGCUAGCCAUUCAUCUGCUAAUUUGGUUCGUCUGCCUACCGCAGAAGAUUGCCUCGGUCAUUUUUGGUGCACUCCACCUCGUUGAACAGCUACUACACCUUUGGGCCAUAUUUUGUCAGCACAUUCUCGAGACACUUUCUUCGGCAUUUCACUGGCAAGUUGUUGCCCCGAACAAGACUGCUCAAUACGCAUGGAGGAGAGCAAUAGCAGAAAAAGAACAGUCGGAAACUCUCUUGAAGCAGCCUCAAUUUCCAGGGAAGCCAUGGCCUGAGAAGUCACCUACGGUUCCUGGGCUCGGUGAGCCAUACAAGGCUUCCAGACAUCCACACUUCGCUCGAAGCCCCUCCUGCAGAAUCAAAAGACGGAGGCGUGAUUCCAAUGCUACAUCUCCUACUUCCCCCGCCGAUCAAACGGACGAUCUUGGGUUGGCGUGGCUGCGGAACAUCUCGAUCUCGCCGCUUCAGCAGCAUCAUGGCGAUCUCAAUCGAAACAAGGGCAUAAUCGUCCCGCACCCAUCCCGAUUGCCUCGUUCGGGACUAGAUGGCUCCUCUUCAGCGGCUCCUUUGCACGAUAAUCUUCGGUUGAACACCCCACCCCAUGCCGCAUGCCCCUCCGCAGAGCCGCCACCCCCAACUGGUCUCACACCCGAAGCGCCUAGAGAUGCAACCCUAGAGACUGAGGCUGAAGCACUUAUGGUCAAUCUCUCGGGUCAAUUAAAGAACCCCCCCGGUUCUUGUUUUCGGCGAGAGCCACCAGACAUCCACGGGAAAGUUGACACCGGGAGGCUUGGCACUUCCAUCGCAUCUCAGCCUUAUCAUGAUGCAGCAAGAGUGCACGCCCGUGAAGGGAGGUUAACUCUGGGACCUCGUGGAGGUGCACAGCCGCUUGACGGCCCAACGCAAAAGCUCCCCAUUGGGACCGAGCCGAAAGGGAUUAUACAAGCCGCGGGUCCCGACUGCAGGAAGAGGAGGAGAUCGGCCUCACAAACCUCUAGACUGAGAUCUACGAGAGCUAGGACUAGAAACAACAAUCCUGAGAACCGCCCUUCAGAAUAUGGAUCUGACGAUGCCGACGACGAAGAAGAGGAGGGAGACCCCGAUCCCCAUGAUACGAAGGCCGGUCGUGUACACAACAAGAAUCAGCGGCGGCAACUUCGCUGCCCGAAAUAUGCCGCAAAUCCCGAACAUUGCGAUUCGAAAUGUCAGAAGUGGAGCAGUGACAAGAUUGCUACAGUCACUCGACAUGCGAAACGAGAUGCUAAAGAUGACCCGGAGAAGCUGCAGAGAAUAGAAGAACUCUCACAUUCGAAACUCAGCCCAGAAGAGAGGUGGCAAAAAUACUAUGAAAUCUUUGGAGGCAGCAAUGUGGGCCAAAUGGGCCAGCCUUUCCGUGUGCUCGCGGACGCAGAAGAUAAACUCGAAAAAGUUCUGAAUAUGCUAGAAGAUCGACUGAGCCGGGAACCCUCUUUCUAUGGUCAUAUCACCAGAUGCAUGCGGGUGUUGAAGGAAAGAAAGAAACGAUAUGAAACUAUCAUGCGUUGGUACAAGAGAGAAAAAGCCAAACUGCAGACUCAAGUGGAACACAAACUGGACGAGUUGCAUGCGUCAUAUGAGCAAGAUUUGGCGUCCCUGGAGGCUCAGCUGUCCGGAAGUGGACCGCCUGGUACGAUUCAACAUCGAAUUAGCGGAGAAGAGAUAACAAUCCCAGAAAUGUCUUACGGAAAUCAAGAUGAUCUGCUUCUUUAUCCGAUUGGCAAUUCAUCAGCUCAAAAUCUAUACGGUCAAGAUGAUCCCGUUGCGACAGAUCCAAACCAGCGAACAGCUUCUUCAAUUCCACCAGUGGGAAUGUCUACGUUCAAUAGGUCUGAUGUUUUGAACCCGGUGCAGCAAAGCGGGGUUCAAUCACAGCGUCUGCCACAGAUCUUCGACACUCUAUGCACUACAGAUAAGGUCAUGGAUCCACAUACGCGGCCUGCUGAACGGAGACAACUGGUACAACAACAUCUUGAGCGUCAGCGACAACCGCAUGGGUUACACCCCCCGCAUCACCCUGCGUACCACGCUGAUGACUCGGGCUAUGGUUCUCAUCUCGAGACUUGCCAGUGCCUAUUCGAUCAGGUUCUUCGUUUAAGCUUCGUUGCACUGUAUGUUCGAAACGGGCUAAAUGUUGGUGUCAGCUGUGCAGCAGCAUGGAUGAUUAUUCCAUUGUAUAAGGUCUACGAACACUUGCGAGUCAUGCAGGACAUCUCCCAACAGAAUAUGGAAAUCUCUAUCUCAGGACGACUAUUUCAGGCCCUGUGCCGCCAUUUUUGGAUCUACACCUAUUCCCUCAACGACGCCGGACCGUCAACGAAUGCUGCACAUCUACUCAUAUUUGGGGGCCAAUCGUUUUCGAAUCUUCCCGUUGACAAGCGUUCUGCAGUUGCGCCCGUCGGAGGUAUGGAAAUAGGGGUCUUUGAAGAUUGUUUUUUGGAUAUUCUUGCGAAUCGUGUUCGCCUCGUGCUGAACGGGUCAAGGAGACCCCUGGAUGCCUUAUAUACAUAG